This is a messenger RNA of Coregonus clupeaformis (lake whitefish), 2359 nucleotides long. RefSeq names its product cyclin D binding myb-like transcription factor 1 (gene dmtf1). Gene Ontology annotation, cellular component: nucleus. Gene Ontology annotation, molecular function: DNA-binding transcription factor activity, RNA polymerase II-specific; RNA polymerase II cis-regulatory region sequence-specific DNA binding. Lineage: Eukaryota; Metazoa; Chordata; Actinopteri; Salmoniformes; Salmonidae. The transcript has 16 exons. The coding region runs from base 115 to 2016 and encodes 633 amino acids. The record is from RefSeq and is a predicted model, not a curated record. Gene Ontology annotation, biological process: regulation of transcription by RNA polymerase II.
CGAUUUCGCUUUUGUGGCUGUCUUAUCUAGCGGAAACCCCACCAGAGUGGUUCUCCAUCCUGGCAUUUGCCUCCAUCCUGGUCUCUCCGAAGUGCCCGGACCAAAAACAGGAAGAUGAGCACAGGGGGAGACGAGGACUCAGUGACCCUGGAGUCUGUCAACUCUGUCACGCUCACCCAGGACAGUGACGGCAGUAUCAUACUACACUGUCCUACGCACGAUGAGGACUCGGAGCCGAUCCAGAAGAGACUGUGUCUGACCAAUGAGGAACAGACAGAGACAGACUCCGCCCCUCAGUUCUCCGUGGUCACCCUCCCCAUGUCAGAGGGAGACGAGAGCUUCGAGGUCACGAUGACCGCCACCGCCGACAGUGACAUCACAGAAGAGGGCGUGGCCCAGAUACAGAUCCUGCAGGGUGAGGAUCCUCAGAACAGUGAAGAGAUGUCUCCUGUCAGCCAGGCCUGGUUCACCACCAAGGAGGACAAAGAUACACUGGUUAACAAAGGUCAUAAGUGGAAACAAGGCAUGUGGUCUAAAGAGGAGAUCGACCUUCUGAUGAGCAACAUCCAACAAUAUGUGAAGGGUCGGGGUAUGGAGGACCCAGCUGAGAUAAUAUUUGAGAUGUCUAAAGAGGAGCGUAAGGAUUUCUACCGCAGCGUGGCCUGGGGUCUGAACCGACCGCUGUUUGCCGUCUACCGACGAGUCCUCCGCAUGUACGAUAACCGCAACCAUGUGGGCAAGUACUCUCCUGAGGAGAUCCACAAGCUGAAAGAGUUGAGGCAGAAGCACGGUAAUGACUGGGCCACUAUAGGAGCCGCUCUGGGCCGCAGCGCCUCGUCUGUUAAAGACCGCUGCCGACUGAUGAAGGACACCUGCAACACAGGGAAGUGGAGUGAGGAGGAGGAGAGGCGUCUAUCGGACAGUGUGUAUGCGUUGGCGGGUGUGUGUCCGGGUCGUGCGGUGACGGGGGGUGUGUCAUGGGCGGCUGUAGCUGAUCUGGUGGGAACGCGGUCGGAGAAACAGUGUCGCUCUAAAUGGCUCAACUACCUCAACUGGAAACAGAGUGGAGGGACUGAGUGGACCAAAGACCAGGAUCUCAGCUUAGUACACAGGAUAGUGGAGUUGGAUGUGGAUGAUGAGAAUGAGUUAAAGUGGGAGGAGCUAGCAGGGGGGUGGAGCAGCGUUCGCUCUCCUCAGUGGCUCAGAUCUAAGUGGUGGAGCAUCAAGAGACAAGUAGCCAAUCACAAGGAGCUGCCCUUCCACGUGUUACUGAAGGGUCUCCAGGAGCUGAUGGAGGUUCAGGUGCCGUUAGGGGCGGGCACUGGGCCAGGUAGCCCUUCCCCUUCCCUGCAGAUCCGAGUCACGCGAUUGGACGAGUGCUGUAGCUCCGCCCCCAGGGCUGUCACAGCACUGCAGAUCCCCCUGCAGAUCACACACAUGGCCCCAGACAGUGCUGGCACCAGUGACACAGAGACCCUCAACACUGCAGCUCUGCAGACCUUACAGAUCCUACCUUCUUUCCACCUGCACCCUACAGGGACUCCAGGGACAUACUUCCUUCAGACAGCAGCCAAUCAGAGCCUGCCGCUCAGCCUUUCCACCAAUCCCACCGUCACACUGACGGCUAGCUCCUCCCCCUCGUCCCCAGAACACAUCAUCCUACACAGCCUCUCAGUGAGUACGGAGGGUCUUUGUUCCAGUGACAGCGUUAUCAUUCAGACGGUCACCUCUGACCACACCUCUCCAGAGCCUCUUUGCCAAUCACAGCUGGUUGUGGAGAUGCAGGGGGAGGAGCCAGAGCAGAACUUUCUGAUUGGUUCCUCAGAAGGCGGAGCCACCGAGACUCAGGAGCCAAUGACCGACAGCUUCACUGCCAAGGUCCUGGACUCUCCCUCUCACGAGGAGCAGGUGGUGGAUUCUGGGAUAGCGAAGGGGGCGGUGCUUAUCGUUUCUCCAACAAAUGUCAGCAGCACACUGACAGAUCUGAUCCUAGAGAACCAGGAGGGCUCUGACUGAGAUGGAACACAUCAUUACUGAUGGAGCCAAUCAAACAGCGGAGUAGACAUGUCAUCAUUUUGGAAUUUUUUUCUGAUUGGCUGAGUUGGCCAUUAAGCCCCUCCCCUUUAAAUGCUCUCUUGGGUAUGGCGGUAAUUCACCUAAUACUGGUAUGCACACUGCCAUGAAACCCCAAUGAAGAAGCUCUCUUGGGUCCAUUGUUCAUGGGCUCCUGUGGGGGCCGGCCUGUCCAUUCUAUGUACUUUAUAAAGACUGCAGCCAGAGCCACAGAUAUACACUGAGUGGACAAAGCACUUCCUAAUAUUGAGUUGCACCCCAUGUCUCAAUUGUCUCGAGGCUUAAA